This is a messenger RNA of Dentiscutata erythropus, 120 nucleotides long. The record is from the annotation of a GenBank genome assembly. NCBI's taxonomy places the organism in Eukaryota, Fungi, Glomeromycota, Glomeromycetes, Diversisporales, Gigasporaceae.
AAGUCAAAAGAGAAAUUUUUGUUUGAAGAUAUGCCUGAUCCUCCAACAUUGGUCAACACUAUUGUACGGCCUAGUUGUUGUGCAAUUUGUAUUGAAGAGAUAAAAUGCCUGUUGGAUUGA